Molecule: messenger RNA, 375 nt
Organism: Porites evermanni
Lineage: Eukaryota; Metazoa; Cnidaria; Anthozoa; Scleractinia; Poritidae
Source: the annotation of a GenBank genome assembly
CGACAGAGAAUAAUUUCUACUCCAGAUAAGCCGACCAAGGUCUUUAUUGGAGACAACGUUUCACUGGUUUGGCAGUACUAUAAGCCUGCACAUCUAACUCUCUUUGAGGUCGUCUUUGGUUACUGGAAAAGUCCUGGUUACUUGCAUCCAAAGCUUAUAGCAGUCGAUUCAAAAGGAGUUAUAAGCGUAAGAGCAGGCUAUGAGACAGCGGUGAGUUGGGAUGGAAAUUUGACAUCUUCCCUGGCAGUUUUUGUUUUAUAUAAUGUCCAGCCGGCCGACGGAAAUGUGGAUUUUGGUAUUCAAGUUGAGUUUGGACUCGCGGACAAUCCAUUGAAAGAUGUAGUCCAGCUUCUAGUUGAGGCAAAACGUAGGUAG